Messenger RNA from Micropterus salmoides (largemouth bass), 2212 nucleotides. It is a transcript of the gene grinab, whose product is annotated as glutamate receptor, ionotropic, N-methyl D-aspartate-associated protein 1b (glutamate binding). Lineage: Eukaryota; Metazoa; Chordata; Actinopteri; Centrarchiformes; Centrarchidae. Gene Ontology annotation, cellular component: endoplasmic reticulum; Golgi apparatus; membrane. The coding region runs from base 323 to 1453 and encodes 376 amino acids. The record is from RefSeq and is a predicted model, not a curated record. The transcript is spliced from 8 exons. Gene Ontology annotation, biological process: negative regulation of apoptotic signaling pathway.
AUUAGUUUCAUGCCGCGUUCAGGUCAUAUAGGAGUUCUUGUAAUUACGACUUCCCUACAUGGUAAACGCGUUCACGGCAUCAACCAAGACGAAAAUACGACCGGUGUCCCAUGUGGCGUGAAUGCGGCAUUCCGCAUCCUGGGGGCGGCGACGUGCAGCAUUUACUGGCAAACAAACAACGAAAGUGUGACAAAACCCGGGAUACAAUACAACUAAAUACAUUUUAGAGGAAUCCAGCUGGGAAUGAAACGUUGAUUGCGGACAAUAUCUAUCGCAAUAACCCAACACCCCUGCCGGUCUCUGCUCCGGAUCUAAGCCAGAGAUGACCACCGAGAAGACUGGAUUCCCUCCUGUGGCGGGGGGACCCUCUCCACCCUCGCUCCACGGGCAGCCAGCGUUUCCUCCUCCAUAUGACAUGACCAUGGCAAGCCCAAACAUGUUCGGCCCAGCACCUGUUGGUCCUCCUCCUGUUGGUCUCCCUUUCCUCCCACCGACUGCUUUCGGACCUGGUGCUCCUGGAGCUUUCGGACCUGGUGCUCCUGGAGCUUUCGGACCGGGUGCUCCUGGAGCUUUCGGACCGGGUGCUCCUGGAACUUUCGGACCUGGUGCUCCUGGAGCUUUCGGAAUGAAUAUGAACCCUCAAGGCGGCUUGGGAUAUGGCCCCAACCCCUCUUCUUCACCAUAUUCACCGCCAGGCCAGGGCUUCAGCAACACCUUCACUGAUGAUGUUUACCCUAACGAGGAGGAUCCGCCCCCAUUUCAUGAGAAUCAAGACUUUGAUUUUGGAUUAGAUAACAAGAGCAUAAGAAGAGCCUUUAUUCGAAAGGUAUUCUUGGUGCUCACUGCCCAGCUGAUGGUGACAUUCGCCUUUGUGGCUGUUUUCACCUUUGUGGAGCAAAUCAAGGUGUUUGUCAUGGUGAACGCCUGGACCUACUUGGUGUCCUAUGCGAUAUUCUUUGUGUCAGUCUGUGUAAUCAGCUGCUGUGGGAGCGUUCGCCGAAGACAUCCUUGGAACCUGGUUGCCCUAUCUGUCCUGACUCUCAGUAUGUCCUACAUGGUGGGAAUGAUUGCUAGCUUCCAUGACACUGAAACGGUUGUCAUGGCAGUGGGCAUCACAGCAGUCGUGUGCUUCACAGUGGUCAUCUUCUCUCUGCAGACCAAGUACGACUUCACUUCCUGUUACGGUGUGCUUUUCGUCUGUUUAAUUGUCCUGGUCGUCUUCGGAAUACUCUGCAUCAUUAUCCGUGACAGGAUCCUGCACAUUGUGUAUGCUGGGCUGGGAGCUUUGCUCUUCACAUGUUUCUUGGCGGUGGACACGCAGCUGCUGCUUGGCAACAAGGAACUGGCCCUCAGUCCAGAGGAAUAUAUCUUUGCAGCUCUUAACCUGUACACAGAUAUCAUCAACAUCUUUCUCUACAUUCUUGCUAUUGUCGGAAGAGCAAGGGGCAGCUGAGCAGGAGGAACAACAGUUACAUAUUGUGAUGGGAAUUUGUUUUGAAUUCAUGUCUAGAAGUGAUUUUCCAUAGUCUUGAUGAUUAUUUUGUCUUGUAGUGUGCGCUGAUCACAUAGCUCAAGAGUUUCUUUUGCUUCACCCAGUGUAAAUGUAAUUUUUUAUGAGAAUUUAAAUACACUGUCUAUGCUGUAGUUUGGGGCUUUAUCAAAGCUUUAUGUAGGACAUGUUGUAAAAAAAAAAAUACAAAAAAAAACUUAACAGUGUUAAGAUUUAACACUAGCUUUUCCCAGGGCUCUCGGUCUUCAUCAGCAGAAGGAGUUUGAUCAGUUGUCAUGGAGAUGAAUCUGUUGAUAUGCAAGCUCAGUUGUGGUUGUGAUUUGUCCAGGUUGGCUUCUUCAGCAGAUGACCUUAUGUGGUUGAAACUAUGGAGGGGAAAAAAGGUGGUAGUAAGUGGACCUUGAGUUGGGAUUGUGAUUGUUUUGUCAAACUGCUAUUUCCAGGGUCAAUAUUGAACUGUCACACUUAAUUUAUAAGCCAGCAGGUGUGAGAAGGGCCGUAUAUGAAAUUAUAACAGCUGCUGAACUUGCAUGUCAACAAAUCCAUCACCCUGACAACUGAGCAAACUGCAUUAGCUGGUGAAGACUGUGUGAUAUGGUUGAAAGCCCUAGACAAAGCUAGUAAGUUGACCUCGAGUUGUGAUUUUUGGUCAAAAUGCUAUUUCUGAGAUAAAAUGCAACAUUUUAAUGGAAAAAGAUGUUU